CAUAACUUGCCUUCAAUAUUUAGAGAAUACAAAACGAUGCGUCUCUCAGCUGCUAUUAUAUCAGUUCGUUAGCGUAAUCAUUAUCACUUUAAUUGUGUACAUUCGAUUUCGGGAGUUAUGACCAUUUACAAUGAUAGGGAUAAUGUAGAUAAAAGCGUACCCCGAACGGGCUUUUGUUUCUGUUAUCUGUAAUACUCCGUCUGCCUCAUGAUGGUGAUGAUUAUGAUGUCCGAAAGCCAAUCAAUCAAAUAUCUCGGAUGAAGUAGCUAUUUGUGUUAUGCUCUGGGGAUAUUUCACCUAAGGCAUUGACUCAUUUGAAAUUUUGAGUUAAUAGUGAUUGGACGUUGGCCUAGGAAUUGCUGAAAACCAAGGAAUCGAAGUACUUAGGAAGAUUUUACCUUCGCUGUAAUCAUGGGUGUUUGGGAAAAUGUUAGAGACUUUGGGAAAUACUCCAAUCAAUAUUUGGCGACGUUCACAGUUACACUACUCACAUUUGCUGUGGUUGCUUCGUACGGUUGGACGUCACCAACACUUCCGAUAUUACAAGCUGACGAUUCGCCUCUACCGAUAACUGCAGAUGAGGGUUCAUGGAUUGUGUCGAUCCUUGUACUGGCCUCCAUUGCCGGUCCUAUUCCAACGGCAUGGUCGAUCGAUAGAUUCGGUCGCAAGUACACUAUGCUCUUUGCUGCUAUCCCUACAAUUAUCGGAUGGAUCUUGAUCGGUGUAGCCGAUUCCGUAACCGUACUUUACGUAUCCCGAUUGCUGAGCGGACUCUCAUAUGGUAUGUCAUACUCAUCAAUGCCCAUCUAUCUUGGUGAAAUAGCAUCGGACUCAAUCAGAGGUUCCAUUGGCACGCUACUAACUGUAAUGGCUAAAGCUGGCAUCCUCGUAGAAUACAGCGUCGGACCGUUCGUUGGGUUUAGGACACUCGCUUGGAUUUCACUGGCAUUUCCGGUGGCAUUCUUCUUACUGUUUAUGUGGAUGCCUGAAUCGCCGUACUACCUUCUGGCUAAAAACAAAGAUGAAUCAGCUAAGAAAAACCUUAGCUGGCUUCGCAAGCGCGAUCAAGUUGAUGACGAGUUGGCUAUGAUGAAAGCAGCUGUUGAACGAUCAAAACAGAACAAAGGAACGUUCCGCGAACUCUUUACACGAGGAAACGCCCGAUCGCUGAUUAUUGUACUCGGGUUGGGAGCUCUGCAGCAACUCUGUGGAAGUCAAGCGAUUAUUGCUUAUUCACAACAGAUAUUCGCAGAAGUCCAAAGUGGCCUAGAAGCUCACGAAUCUUCGAUUAUUAUGGCAGUAAUUCAGUUGCUAACUGCAGCUUGUUCUUCGUCCAUCGUCGAUCGUGUUGGUAGAAGACCGCUUUUACUUAUUUCAACAGCUGGUUGUGCUGUAGGGACAUUCAUCGUUGGGCUAUAUUUCUUCUUACAGCAACAAGGUGUCGAAGUUCAAAGCGUUAGCUGGAUCCCAUUAGUAGUUAUGAUGUUAUACAUUAUUUCCUACACUCUCGGAUUAGCCACUGUCCCGUUUGCCAUCCUGGGCGAGCUGUUUCCAUCUAACGUAAAAGCAGUAGCAGCGGCCCUUUUCACAAUGUUUGCAUCAUCAGUUGGAUUUGGAGUAUCCAAGCUCUAUCAAGUGAUUUCCGACGACCUUGGAACGUAUGUAUCGUUCUGGAUCUUUACAGUAUGUUCGUCGUUGUUUGUCAUAUUUGUUUUCAUGCUGGUGCCUGAAACCAAAGGAAAGCCGUUGGAUGUGAUUCUGGAGGAAAUGCGCAACAGUCAAAGCAGGAGCUUGAAUUGCGGUAGCAGCUGCGGUCGAAGCAAAUCCGUGAAGCUUUAAAUGUUUUUAAGUAGUUCUGCAUGAUAUUUGAAAUGCUAUCAUAUAGCAAAAAUGAUUUUAAUUUAUGGAAUGGAUUAUAAAUUCCCAUAGAUGCUAUUAUGAUGAUCUGCGAAUCCUCCGUAGACUGCGUGAUUGGCGACUUGUAGCCAUGGACCGAGCUGAGUGGAGACGACUUUUAUGUACUGCAAAGGCAACUCCGGCUUUAGUCUGAGACAUUUAAUAAAUGAA
Messenger RNA from Armigeres subalbatus, 2067 nucleotides. RefSeq names its product facilitated trehalose transporter Tret1-like. The transcript has 2 exons. Lineage: Eukaryota; Metazoa; Arthropoda; Insecta; Diptera; Culicidae. The coding region runs from base 412 to 1839 and encodes 475 amino acids. Gene Ontology annotation, molecular function: sugar transmembrane transporter activity. Gene Ontology annotation, biological process: transmembrane transport; carbohydrate transport. Gene Ontology annotation, cellular component: membrane. The record is from RefSeq and is a predicted model, not a curated record.